AUGAAAUACUCCUUCGUUACUCUGGCCGCGGUGGCCGGAGCCGCACUCGCGGCGCCUCCGCCGUCCGCCAUCGACAACUUCGGCCCGGACUUCUUCACCCCUUUCUGCAACCUCGACUACAAGGGCAAGCCAUGCGAGGAGAUCGUUGGGAAGGGCGACAAAAAUGCUGAUGCUAUCUGCAAGGCUGGCCGUGAGCACUUCUGCGGUCCUCAGAAGCGUGAUGCUGUCCCUGAGCCUCAGCCCGACCCUGUCGCUGAUCCCAUGCCUUGGUGUACUUGGCGUGGACAGCCCUGCUGGAAGGAGAAGAUGAAGGCUAAGCGUGAAGCUAUUCCCGAGCCUGUUGCAGCUCCUCAACCUGAUCCCGUCGCUGAUCCCAUGCCUUGGUGUACCUGGCGCGGACAGCCUUGUUGGAAGGAGAAGAUGAAGGCCAAACGUGAAGCUAUUCCCGAGCCUGUCGCAGCCCCUCAGCCCGAUCCUGUUGCCGACCCUAUGCCCUGGUGCACUUGGCGCGGUCAACCUUGCUGGAAGGAAAAGAUGGCCAAACGAGAGGCCAUCGCCGAGCCAGUUGCUGCACCCCAGCCUGAUCCAGUUGCUGAGCCGAUGCCGUGGUGCACCUGGCGAGGUCAGCCAUGCUGGAAGGAAAAGAUGAAGGCCAAGCGUGAAGCCGAAGCUAUUCCCGAACCCAUUGCCGCUCCUCAACCCGAUCCCGUUGCCGAUCCCAUGCCUUGGUGUACCUGGCGUGGUCAGCCAUGCUGGAAGGAGAAGAUGGCCAAACGCGAGGCUAUCCCUGAACCAGUUGCUGCUCCCCAACCCGACCCUGUCGCCGACCCCAUGCCCUGGUGCACCUGGAGGGGCCAACCCUGUUGGAAGGAAAAGAUGGCUAAGCGUGAGGCUAUUGCCGAACCCGUUGCCGCUCCUCAGCCUGAUCCUGUUGCUGAGCCUAUGCCUUGGUGCACCUGGCGCGGACAGCCUUGCUGGAAGGAAAAGAUGCGAAUGGCCAAACGUGAGGCUAUUCCCGAACCUGUUGCUGCUCCUAAGCCCGACCCCGUUGCUGAGCCUAUGCCUUGGUGCACAUGGCGCGGACAGCCCUGCUGGAAAGAGAAGAUGCGUAUGGCCAAGCGUGAGCCUGAAGCUAUCCCCGAACCCGUCGCUGCCCCCAAGCCUGAUCCUGUUGCCGAGCCUAUGCCCUGGUGCACAUGGCGCGGACAGCCCUGCUGGAAGGACAAGAUGAAGCUCAAGACCCGUGAAGCCGCUCCCGUCGCUGAGCCUGAACCUAAGCCUUGGUGCAUGUGGCGCGGACAACCCUGCUGGAAGAAGACCAAGCGCGCCGCUGCCGCUGAGCCCGCACCCGAGGCUGAGAACGAACCUAGAUGGUGCAUGUGGCGAGGUCAGCCUUGCUGGAAGAAGACCAAGCGUGAUGCUACUCCUGAGCCCUGGUGCAUGUGGCGUGGCCAGCCAUGUUGGAAGGCUAAGCGCGACGCUGCUCCUGAGCCCUGGUGUAUGUGGCGAGGACAGCCAUGCUGGAAAGCCAAGCGUGAUGCGGGUCAAGCUCUCUCCAACGCCCUCCACGCAACUCGAUCUCUCGACACCCGAUCCGCCGACGCACCCAGCACCACUCAUCUCCCCCGCGACGCCGCUCACAAGGCCAAGCGCUCCAUCGUCGAGCUCGCCAACCUGAUCGCCCUCUCUGCGCGUGGUAGUCCCGAGGAGUACUUCAAGAGCCUCGAGCUCGAGACUUUCUUCCCCGACGCUGCUCCCAACGCUACCGCCAAGCGCGACCUCAACACUCUUCAGGAGGAUAAGCGCUGGUGCAUGUGGCGAGGACAACCUUGCUGGAAGGCCAAGCGCGCUGCUGAGGCAGUUCUCGAUGCCGUCGAUGGCGAUGAUGGUGCUAUUGGUCCUGGAGGUCCCGACUCUCACUACGACACUCGGGAUUUCAAGGCUGAGAACUUUGCGGCCAAGCGAGAUCUCAUUGCUAUCAAGGCAGCAGCUCGCAGCAUCGCCGACAUGCCCGAAGAAUAA
Fusarium subglutinans is the source of this 2022-nucleotide messenger RNA. RefSeq names its product pheromone precursor 1. The record is from RefSeq and is a predicted model, not a curated record. The transcript has a single exon. Lineage: Eukaryota; Fungi; Ascomycota; Sordariomycetes; Hypocreales; Nectriaceae. The coding region runs from base 1 to 2022 and encodes 673 amino acids.